Molecule: messenger RNA, 2353 nt
Organism: Anarrhichthys ocellatus (wolf-eel)
Lineage: Eukaryota; Metazoa; Chordata; Actinopteri; Perciformes; Anarhichadidae
Gene: pheta2
Product: PH domain containing endocytic trafficking adaptor 2
Exons: 4
Coding region: 297-1082 (261 amino acids)
Biological process (GO): receptor recycling; retrograde transport, endosome to Golgi; endosome organization
Cellular component (GO): early endosome; recycling endosome; trans-Golgi network
Source: RefSeq, a predicted model, not a curated record
GGGUCGACUCAAGCGGAGAGGAGAGAGAGAAUAUAAUAUGUCAGGAUUUUGUUACAAGGAAGUGGGUCGAGUUAUUUAUAUUUCAACACUCGUCCUCUCGCACCCGAGGGAGAACCAGUGGUAGUAACCUGAAACCAUAUGUUCAAACAUUGUCUGGUUCUGGAUGCAUCGAACUGGUAGAGAACAAUUGGCUUCAUGUUGAGGACCGGUGAGGACCACGAAGAAGAUAUCUGUAAAUGUGAAUAACGAAAAGACAGUGACCCUGUGAGGGAUUCAACAUUGGCAGAGGUGUUGGGAUGAAGCUCCAUGAGAAGAUUUUGACCCAUUACCUUUCAUGCACCUCCCCAGUAGAUAAAGAGGGAUAUCUCUACAAAAAGAAAGAGAGAAAUGCCACCUACCAGCGGCGCUGGUUUGUCCUGAAGGCAAACCUGCUUUUCUACCAGGAGCGUCCCGCUGACCGACACCUGCUGGGUGUCAUCGUGCUGGAGGGAUGUGCAGUCCGGCGCUCUGAGUCUGAUGUACAGUUUGCUUUUUCCCUGGUGUUUGAAGGGCCGGGACUCAAAACCUACAGAUUUGCAGCAGGGGAUGGUCAGACUCAAGAGAGCUGGGUGAAAGCUCUGCUCUCAGCCAGCCACUGUUACCUCUCCCUGCUGGUGAGAGACUUGGGGAGGCAGUAUGAAGAAGCUAAACAGCAACGAGGCUCUGCUGAGUCCCGUCACAGCUCCUUCUUCAAGCAGUCCACCACCAACUUCUCCUUCCCUGUGCAGGGGCCAACAGCUGAGGUCAGGGAGGGCAGAAGCUUCAGCGCCAGCACUGUUUUACAAGCACCGUCAAUACCCACCAAAGCAGUGGCUAAAAAGUCUCCUAAACUGUGGCCCAGGAGAAACGCUCACGUCACACCACUCAAUGGACCGGCUCCUUUGUAUGGCGAAUGGCCUCUGGUGGGUUUUAAUCCACUCGAGGACUUCAGCACACUUCAUGAUUACUAUGGCCAGGAAGUGAAGAAAGCGAGAGAGGAAUGGCGGAGGGGUCAACGAGCAGAAGAGGAACACAUUGAUGGAGAUCUCAUCGACCUGGGGUGAAAGAAAACCUACAUCUCACUUCCAUGUAAGAGGAAGUGAAAUAAUGCGUGUCAAAAAGGAACUGAACCUGAAGUGUUGUGGGUUCAACUGUAUAUUUCAGAACAUCAAGUUUGAGGCCCAGACACCUGUAAAUGUGCUAAAUGUUCCCUCCAUCUCAUAUGAGUUCAGAUCAUUUCUAUCUUAGAUUUGUUUUACAGAAAAUUGGAUAUUUCUUGAUCCCAAAGUGUCCAUGGCAUGCAUCAAAGAACAAGGAUUAGAAGUGCAGCUGGUGUCUGCACAUCUGGAUCAUUUGGACAUGAAGCAGUUAUUUACAUGGUGCAAAUGAUAAUUUCAUCCAUGGUAUAAAAAUACUUUAUGAAGAAGACGUUUGAAGCAGUGUUAAGCACAGUAUUAUAUAUUUUUCAUUAACUGAAAAAAUUUAUUCUUUCGAUCAAGAUCCUAUGAUACAAACAAACAUUACUUUUUAGUUCAGAGCAUAAAAGAAAACGUUACUGGAAGAUUCACAAGAAAUCAUUACACAAAUUUUAUAAUUUACAUUUUGUCAAAAUGUCAGCCAUGAAAAAGGCCCUCUAUCCUUGUUUGUUCUGCUACUUAACCUGCACACCUGCUAAUAAUUGCAUUGAAGAUGUUUCUGUAUAUUUCCAUCCUGAGCGGUAUAGUAUUCAAAUUAUGCCAGUUUGUAUCUAUGGCAUAGAAAGGCUCUCUAAUGCAGUAUUAAGCAAAUAGUAUUAUAUAUUUUUAUUGCAUGAAAAAUAAAAAUUGUUGACUGAAAUGUCUCAUAAUUAGUUGGUUGAGCCAUACAUAUGUCAUAUAAAAUAACAUUCUGAUACACAAAAUACAAUGAGAAACAACUAUUUAAAAUUUUAGUCCAGAUUGUGAAGUUUGAUACAUUCCCUCUCAUGACCUGAUUCAGCAUGUUAAGCAAGCAGUCUGCAGGUCCUUUGGAAAGCUAUCUUUCUGCAGGAACAUUGUGUUGAGUUAAAACCAACUCAACCUAGAAGGGUGUUGUCUCCCUUAUACACCGUGUAAAGUACAAGUGUCUACAGCCUUCCCAGUUAAACUUUACUCAACAUAACCAAUUUGGAGGGGGCCGAAAAAUGACUCGGUGUGGCCACAAGGCACGGAAAUGCCCUUCCCAAGGUCCUAGAACCUCAACCCUCACCCUCAGGUCCUAGAGCCUUGGAAGUGGGCUUUACCCCCACUAAAGCGGUCAUUGCAGUCCGAUUGGUAUCAAUCCCGAGCGAAACGGUGAUCGUCUAAAAUGUUUUGAA